AUGUAUAAUGCAGGUAACUUCGAGCCUAAUGUUGUUCUUAAGCUUAAUUAUCCGAAAUGGUCUAGCAUUUAUGACAAUUUAAUUAGUGGGAGCUUAGAGAGUGUUGUUAGUGACAAGGAUGAUGGUGAGAAUUAUUUUGAUGCUAUUAUGGUGUUGACUUUUUCUGUGAAGCAUAGUUAUGGGUAUACAUUUGUUGGGGAAGAUAGGAUGAGUAGUUUUCCGAGUAGUGUUGAGAGUGGAGAGAGUAUAGGUUUGAGUAAUUUGAAUGAUUCGAACGGUGGUUUGUGUAGGUUGCUUGGUAACCGUCUCGAGAGAUUUGAAUUGGUGUAUGGGAGUGAGUGUGGUGGGGGUGUGAAUUGCAAUCCUCUUGGUGGGGAUGUUGGAUAUGUACCGAGCUCGUUGAGGAUUGCAAUCGAUGAACUUACUGAUUUCAGAACUUCAUGGGAUAUCAAGGCCACUCCUACUUUCUUCUUCCUCCGAGAUGGUCAACAAGUUGACAAGCUUGUCGGAGCCAACAAGGUAGAGUUGCAAAAGAAGAUAGUUGCCAUUGUAGAUUCAACCCCAUGUAAAAAAUGA
Fragaria vesca subsp. vesca is the source of this 576-nucleotide messenger RNA. RefSeq lists its product as uncharacterized. The record is from RefSeq and is a predicted model, not a curated record. The transcript has 3 exons. The coding region runs from base 1 to 576 and encodes 191 amino acids. Lineage: Eukaryota; Viridiplantae; Streptophyta; Magnoliopsida; Rosales; Rosaceae.